Molecule: messenger RNA, 3206 nt
Organism: Poecile atricapillus (Black-capped chickadee)
Lineage: Eukaryota; Metazoa; Chordata; Aves; Passeriformes; Paridae
Product: collagen alpha-4(IV) chain-like
Exons: 3
Coding region: 233-1999 (588 amino acids)
Source: RefSeq, a predicted model, not a curated record
AGCACAGCACACCGUGGCAGUAGGUAGCAAGUCAGUGUUGUUUAUUUGUUUAAAGCCAAAUGUAAACAGGAAAGGAAUGAAAUCAUUUCCAGCCUCCAGGAAAAUACCUGUUUAUAAAUAAAAACAGAGGAAGGAGAGAUGUCCCCAUCUUGCAACCUCACCGCUCAGUGUCAGGGGAUCUGGGGCUCGAGGCUCCUCACCCUCCAUUCCUGGGCCGGCACUUUGCCAUCCAAUGUGGAAUUUUGCCCAGCCCAGGCACUUCCAGGCAGGAGCAGGAGGGGGGAAACAGGAGCAGCGCCCUGUCCCUGCCGCCAGUCCCCGCGUCCCCCGAGGGGGAAGAGCCAGCAGGGAGGGAGGCAGGGCCCACAGAGCUGGGAUUGCCCUGGAGAUGGGUCAGGACGGUACCUGGAGCCAGCUCGUGUGCAGGUGGAGCUGGAAGGGACCAGGAGAUCCCAGAGACCCUCUCCAGCCCGGAGCAGCCCUUCCCUCCUCUCAUCCUCCUGCCCCAGAGGACACAGCUCUCCCUGGCCCCAGGCAGGGCUGGCUCCUCCGGAGGCUCCUGGGGCUUGGUUCUCCUGCAAAGACUGGAGACAAACUCCCAUGCUCUGUCACUCCCUGCCCUCGGCUGGGCCAGGGUGCUCUCAGUGUGUCCCUGCGUGGCAGGAUGGGUCCAAAGGGGCUGGAAGUGCUUCCCAAGAGGAUCCAGGAGCUGUCCCUCGCUGCCCCUUUGCUGCUGGAGGGCACCAGCAGCUCCUCAGCCUGGCCUGGAGCAGCAGCACAUGGAGACCUCGGCCUCCAGGGGUGGAUAAACCUCAAGGGAUGGACAAACCUCAAGGGGUGGACAAACCUCAAGGGAUGGACAAACCUCAAGGGAUGCUGCUGCCCUCAGGACUCGCUCCCUGCCAGAGGCAGCCUGGGAAUGGCUCUGCCUGGAACAUCCCUGAGUGCCAACAUCCAGUGGCAAAGCUCAGAACCAGCCCUGGCUUUUCCUCAUGAUCCAGACAGUGAGUACUCGCUUCCUGCCCCUUCCCAGCCUCCUCUUCCCCCAUUCUGGAUUUUCCCCUCACCCUCUGGAUUUCAGCAUGGCAGCCCCGGGGCUGUUCUGUCCCCAGGACAGGUGACACGGAAAGGGAAGGGAGAACAGGGCAUUAACUGCAGGGAAUUCAGCCCCUGCUCCAACGACUUUGGCACGGCACAGGAGCGACCUGGCCACACUUUGCACCUGGUGGGAGACAAGGGAGGCAAUUCCACCCUCUCCAGAAAUCCACACAACCCCUCCUGGGAGAGCUCCACGGAUCCCAGGGACGGCACCGGCACCACCCUGAACACGGACACCCGGAUCCGGCCAGGGAGCUUCUGGGAUCCACCCCUGCCUUCCUGGAAAUGUGACUGUGCUGCCAGGAGGGGAGGGGGCACAGGCAAACCCCAAAUGUCACCCCACAGAGCUGUUCCCACAGUGCUGAACCGCGGAUGUGCAACCUGGGGGAACCCAGGUGCAUCCCAAGAGGCUGCUCCAGCACAGAUACAGAGAGAUCCUGGGGGUUCCAGCUUUCCCUGGACACCCUGGAUGUAUCCUGGGGAUUCCAGCUUUCCCUGGCCUCCCUGGAUGUAUCCUGGGGAUAUCCAUCUUUCCCUGGCCUCCCUGGAUGUAUCCUGGGGGGUUCCAUCUUUCCCUGGCCUCCCUGGAUGUAUCCUGGAGGUUCCAGCUUUCCCUGGCCUCCCUGGAUGUGUCCUGGGGGGGGUUCCAGCUUUCCCUGGACACCCUGGAUGUGUCCUGGGGGUUCCAGCUUUCCCUGGACACCCUGGAUGCUGGGCUGAGGCCACCCACAGCAGCAGGUGCUCACAGGGGAGUUUCUCCUCACCAAGACCAAAGAUUCCACGCAGGCAAAGCAGCACUGGAGGCAGUGGGGACACCCUUCCCAUAUGGGAAACAACUCACCAUUCCCUUUGGGUUUCUCUCAAAUCCCAAAAUCUUGGCCCCUGGGCUGAGGUUGUGUAGCAAACACCUUGAAACAGCCCAAUCUUUUCCAAAUUUGGCACCUGCAAGGCUGUGUUGGUGCUCUGGGUGACCCCAACACCCACAGCCUGGCUAUGGCUGUGGGCAGCAGCCAGAGCAGGCAGAGCUGAGGUCAGAAACUCCAGAGGGAUGAGGAUUUAGUUCUGUGGUGAGCAGCAGCUCCCACACCUCCUCCUGGCCAGGCUCUCAGGGUAUGAGCAGAGAGUGGCCUCAGCAGAGGGACAGAAGGGCCCUGCUGGCUGCCCUGGGGCUCCUGAAGCACCCAGCAGCUCUCUGGGUGGGUUGGUCAGCACUGGCCAGCUCUCAGGGAAACUCUGCCUGCUUUCUCUUGGCUCCUGUGGCUCUCUUUUGGCACAGCUGUACCUCAGGCAGCUCCUCAUGAGCUCUGUAAUUCCCUGGAUGCACUGGAGAGAGGCCCAGGUGUCAAGAGAAGGCAGCACAAAAUCCCAGGAAUCUUGCUGACAGCUGGGAAUGGGAAUGGGGAGCCCAAGCCCUGCUCUGCCCAUUCCCAGCUACUUUGGGACUCAGCACCCCCAUUCCCAAACUUGCAUCCCUGCCAGGAAUCUUUUGGGAUCUGCUUUCAAAAUGGGUUGGAGGGCUGGGGUCUACUCCAACCCUCAAGAACAAGAGACUGACUUUUGGAUUUUUGCCUGAGGAUUCCCUACCCUGCUCCACAAUGGAAACUCCUCCCUCCCUCCCUCCAUGUCAGCACAGACCUGGGAUAGUGAAGGUGUCCCAGCUCAUGGAACAAGAGCAGCUUUAAGGUCCUUUCCAGCCCAAAAAUCCCAAACUGGGAUUCUGACUCUUCAAAGACAGCGUUCUGCUUGGAGCAGAGCCCCCUCAGCAUUCCUCACUCUCUCCCCACAGGCUGCUCUUCCUGGGGCCCCAGAUCCCUGCAGACCACCACCACCAAAGAGCUGGGCUCUCAGCAUUUAUUUCCACAGCAAACCAGUGCUCAGGGUUGCAGGAGGUGACAUGCAGGGCAGGCAUUGCUGGAGAGGAGGGCUGUGAUUCCACGUGGAGAUACCUGUAGUGCAUAAGAGACUAAAGAGCAUCCACCUACCUCUACAGGGCCCUAAGUGUCAGCUCGGAGAGGAGAAUUAUUGUGUUGCAAGUGGACAGUGACAGGAGACACGAGCUGCAGCUACUCUACACACAUUGCUUCAGAAACCACAAAGAAAUGCACAAA